This is a messenger RNA of Aspergillus calidoustus, 411 nucleotides long. The record is from the annotation of a GenBank genome assembly. Lineage: Eukaryota; Fungi; Ascomycota; Eurotiomycetes; Eurotiales; Aspergillaceae.
AUGGAUAUUUUCCUAUCCGGGAUGUAUAUUCCCAAUCAGCUUGACAGAGGAAAUGUAUCUUUCGUGAGCUCGAUUAUAAAGGAGACCGCUACACUUGCUAUAUCGAUAUACUUUCCGUUCUACGUUCUCGCCACGCCCGUUGCGACUGUCCUGGUCAGAAGGCUAGACCCGCGCAUCUUCCCACCAGCCGUCACCCUAUCCUUCGGCCUGGUCUUCGUCGGACUUGGUUUUUACAACACCUACAAGAACCAAGUUGGCCCCUGGGCGGUCCUCGGACUGCUCGAUGGCAGCUACUUCCCCUCGGCUAGCUUUGUGAUUAGCAUGUGCCAGGAGCUCGCCAAGCGCAUGGCCUCCUUCUUCGUCGGUGGUCUAAUCUUCGGCGGGCUUGGUGGUCUCAUCGCGUAUAGGUAG